GCACAAGUUCUCUUCCCCCACAUCCGCAGCCACGAUCGCCGCAGCCUCUCUCUUUCUCGCAAGGGCAUCCGGUGUCUCUCCUCCCCAUCCGCCGGAGGCCAGGAUCCCGCAGCCGCAGCCGCAGCCUUUCGGGGCAUCGUCUCACAAGUAGCAGUGCCUCUCUUCUUUCUCCAUCUGCUGCCACGAUCUCCCAGCCGCAGAGGCCCCCUCCCUGGCUCUCUUACUCCCUCUCGUGUUCCUCCUGAAUCGUUGGGUGUUUGUGCGGUGGGGCUACUGUAUCUGUCUGUCCUUCACUUAAAUGCACGGAGGUUCCCACUUGAGCUGGUAGAGAUUACGACUUCCAUAAAUUUUCGUUACGACUGUGGCAAACAUGGCGACUUUUGCAAAGCCAGAGAAUGCUCUCAAGCGUGCCGAAGAACUGAUAAAUGUUGGCCAAAAGCAAGCAGCGUUACAAGCUCUCCAUGACCUUAUAACUUCGAAGAGGUAUCGUGCAUGGCAGAAGACACUUGAGAGGAUCAUGUUCAAGUAUGUAGAGCUAUGUGUUGACAUGAGGAGGGGGAGAUUCGCAAAGGACGGGUUAAUCCAGUACCGUAUCAUAUGUCAGCAAGUAAACGUUAGUUCUCUGGAGGAGGUUAUUAAGUAUUUUAUGCAGCUUUCCACUGAACGAGCAGAGCAAGCCCAAAGCCAUGCCCAGGCUCUGGAGAUUGCUCUGGAUGUCGAUGAUCUGGAAGCAGACAAGAGACCAGAGGAUUUGAUGCUGAGUUAUGUUAGUGGGGAGAAAGGAAAAGACAGAUCUGACCGUGAGCUAGUAACUCCCUGGUUCAAAUUUUUGUGGGAAACAUACAGAACUGUGCUCGAGAUUCUAAGAAACAACUCAAAGAUGGAAAAUCUCUAUGCAAUGACAGCUCACAGAGCUUUUCAAUUCUGUAAGCAAUAUAAGCGAACUACUGAGUUUCGUCGCUUAUGUGAAAUUAUAAGAAACCAUUUGGCAAACUUAAACAAGUACAGAGACCAAAGGGACCGACCUGACUUGUCAGCUCCAGAGAGUUUGCAGCUUUAUUUGGACACCAGGUUUGAGCAGUUGAAAGUUGCUACUGAACUUGAACUGUGGCAGGAGGCUUUUCGUUCAGUUGAAGACAUACAUGGUCUGAUGUGCAUGGUCAAGAAAACUCCAAAGCCUUCAUUAAUGGCUGUUUAUUAUGCCAAGUUGACUGAAAUCUUCUGGGUUUCAGAGAGCCAUCUUUAUCAUGCCUAUGCUUGGUAUAAACUUUAUGUACUCCAGAAAAGUUAUAACAAGAACCUUACCCAAAAGGAUUUGCAGUUGAUGGCUUCAUCGGUGUUGUUAGCUGCACUUUCAGUUGCCCCUUAUGACCAUAAGCAUGGUGCAGCUCAUUUUGAACUUGAGAAUGAGAAGGAACGCAAUUUCAGGAUGGCCAGUCUUCUAAGUUUUAGUCUCGACCCUAAACGUGAUAGCAGAGAAGUGCUUUCGCGGUCAGCACUUCUCUCUGAGUUGGCUUCCAAGGGAGUCAUAACAUAUGUACCACAGGAAGUCAAAGAACUUUACCAUCUUUUAGAAAAUGAAUUCUUCCCCCUAGAUCUUGCAUCGAAAGUUGAGCCGUUGUUAAGCAAACUCUCAAAGCUUGGUGAUAAACUUUCUUCAGCUUCUCCAGUUCCUGAGGUGCAGCUAUCACAAUAUGUUCCUUCAUUGGAAAGGCUUGCAACAUUGAGAGUGCUGCAGCAGGUUUCUCAGGUAUACCAGACAAUGAAAAUUGAGGUUCUCUCGAGGAUGAUCCCCUUUUUCAGUUUUUCAGUUGUGGAAAGAGUUUCAGUUGAUGCUGUGAAAUACAAUUUUGUGGCAACGAAGGUUGAUCAUCUGAAGGGUGUCAUAUCAUUUGAUAGCAUGGACCUUGAGUCGGAUAGACUUCGGAAUCAUCUGACAACUCUGGCAAAACGUCUAAACAAGGCAAGGAACUUAAUUUAUCCUUCGGAAAAGAAGGCAUCCAGAUUGGGUGAAUCCUUGCCUGCACUAAUUGAGGUUAUAGACAAGGAGCACAGGAGGCUUCUUGCCCGGAAAUCUAUUAUUGAAAAACGCAAGGAAGAACAGGAGCGCCACAUGUUAGAAAUGGAACGAGAAGAAGAAUCAAAGAGGUUAAAACUUCAGAAGAUAACUGAGGAGGCAGAACAGAAGAGGCUUGCUUCUGAGUAUUCUCGGAGGGAGGAGCAGCGGAUUCGUAGAGAGAUAGAGGAGAGAGAACUUGAAGAAGCUCAGGCUCUACUGCAGGAAGCUGAAAAACGCAAAGGAAAGAAAGGAAAGAAGCCUGUUAUUGAGGGGGACAAAGUGACCAAGCAAGCGCUGCUUGAGCUGGCUUUGAAUGAACAACUCAAAGAACGACAUGAGAUGGAAAGGAAGCUGCAGAAAUUGGCCAAAACAAUGGACUAUUUGGAGAGAGCAAAAAGGGAGGAAGAGUCACCAUUGAUUGAAGAAGCAUAUAAACAGCGCCUGAAAGAUGAUGAGAUCUUCUUUGAACGCCAACAGAGGCAAGCUAUUGAGCAGAGCAGACAGCAGCAUGCAGGAGACCUUCAAGAGAAGAGUAGAUUAUCUAGAAUGGCUGAAAACAAGGAAAUUUUUGAACAAGAGCUCAUUGCACGCCGAAGAGAUGAAUUUGAACAGUUGAAGAGAGAGAGGGAUGAGCGAAUUGCUAUGAUCUUGGCAGAAAGAAGGCAGGAAAGGUUGAGACAAAGGAAGAUAAUAUUUUACAGGCGAGAAGAAGCGGCAAGGCUGACCAGGUUGAAGGAAGAGGAGGAAGCCAGAAAACGUGAAGAGGCAGAAAGAAAACGACGUGAAGAAGCUGAACGUAGGGCAAAGCUGGAUGAGAUUGCGGAGAAACAACGGCAAAGAGAGAGGGAACUUGAGGAAAAAGAAAGGUUGCAAAAGGAGGCUUCACUUGCUAGAACAACUGAUGAACCUAGGCAUCCUAGGCCACAAGUACCGGUUGCAAAACCAGUAGAAACUGCUGCUGCAGCUGCUGGUCCAACGCCAGGCAAGUACGUUCCCAAGUUUCGGCUUCAGCAGCCAACUGAUGGUGGUGGUGCAGCACCACCACCCGAACCAGAUAGGUGGGGUCGUACAGAUGAUCGGCCACCUCGUACAGAUGAUCGGCGUUCAUCAUUCUCCAGCUAUGGGUCGCGGUCUUCAUCUUCAUGGUCCUCGUCCAAGCGGUAUUAGUAAGAGGGCUGGCUUAUUACCACCAGUCCGCAUGUGAAUCACUGGUGCCUGAAGUUUUGAAAGUCGGAUAAAUGGUUUGCCUGGGUUUUGCUUUUAGUUGUACUCCUUUUUGUUGAGAGAACAGGUCCUACAUGUAACCACUGGUACCUCUUGGAUAAACCGAUUCUUUGUUUUCUCUUGGAGGUGAACUAUUUAUUUUCAAUUAUUUUUUAUUGAGUUUCGGUUAA
Nymphaea colorata (pocket water lily) is the source of this 3453-nucleotide messenger RNA. RefSeq names its product eukaryotic translation initiation factor 3 subunit A. The coding region runs from base 371 to 3226 and encodes 951 amino acids. Lineage: Eukaryota; Viridiplantae; Streptophyta; Magnoliopsida; Nymphaeales; Nymphaeaceae. Gene Ontology annotation, cellular component: eukaryotic translation initiation factor 3 complex, eIF3m; eukaryotic translation initiation factor 3 complex, eIF3e; multi-eIF complex. Gene Ontology annotation, molecular function: mRNA binding; translation initiation factor activity. Gene Ontology annotation, biological process: formation of cytoplasmic translation initiation complex; translation reinitiation. The record is from RefSeq and is a predicted model, not a curated record. The transcript has 14 exons.